GCUACGGGAGCCUGGAGGUGUGGUUUCUCGCGGUGUGUUUUAGCGGAAACGAUCAUCCGGCGGAGAAUCGAACACACGGACUCUCGCCGACACACGGAGCCGAACCGGAGCCGCCGCCCAAGCGAAAGAACCCGUCAGUGGGUCCAACAGCUGGAAACAUCUGGAGGUUCUGUGACAUGAGGAGCCAGCUGCGGACCUGAGGGAGGACAGCCACUGACAUGGCCCACGUAGGCAACGGAGCGAGCGGAGAGGAGGAGGACUGUUUUGAAGAUGCCUAUGACCGGAUACCUGCGGCGUGUCACAUGGACCUGCAGACAGCCAUCCAGGAGACUCAGUGUGCUCUCAACCUGGUCCUCAACAACAAGUUCUCUGAGGCCUUGGACCUCCUCAAACCAUGCUGUUACCAGAUAGAGUGUCAGAAUAUGCUGAAUAUCUCUCAGGGCCUUGCCGCCCAGUCUGAUUCGUUCAGACAGUUUGAGGGCGGAGUCAAGCUCGGCAUUGGGUCCUUCAACCUGAUGUUGUCUCUCCUUCCUCAGAGGAUUUUGAGGUUGCUGGAGAUUAUUGGAUUCUCAGGAAACAGGGACUUUGGUUUGUCUCAGUUGAGAGAGGGGGCCUCCGGUCACAGCCUGCGGGCGAUCCUCUCCGCUCUGACUCUGCUGUUCUACCACACAUAUGUUUCACUGAUACUUGGAACUGGGGAGGGGAACCUGGUGGAGGCUGAAGCUCUGUUGGAGCCAUACCAACACAAAUACCCCAAAGGCUCCAUCAUCCUCUUCUACUCUGCGCGCAUCGCCACACUGCACGGAAACUUCGAGAAGGCCCGGGCCAGGUACGAGGAUUGUAUCAGCAGCCAGCAGGAGUGGAAGCAGAUCCACCAUCUUUGUUACUGGGAGCUGAUGUGGACUCACACGUACCAGCAGGAGUGGGAGCAGGCGUACCGCUACUCCGACCUGCUGUGCAAGGAGAGCCGCUGGUCCAAGGCCAUCUAUGUGUACCAGAAGGCCGCCAUCCUCAGUAUGAUGUCAGAGGAGGAGGUGAAGAAGACGGGGGAGGACAUUGUGGAGCUCUUCAGGCAGGUAGAGGGGCUGAAACAGCGCCUGGCAGGGAAAUCGAUCCCAACUGAGAAAUUUGCCGUGAGGAAGUCAAGACGCUACAAAGCUGCUCACCUCAUACCUCUGGUCAUCCCUGCUCUGCUCUUCAUCAGGACGAACUACAAGGACUACUCCAUGGAGUCCAGACUGCACUUUAGGAUCCACGCGGCCCUCAGCAGCCUCAAAGGAUCCCCCGUCUGCACCCCAUAAUACUCCUGACCGCUGAGUCCUGCAGGAAACAUCCAGGGACUCUCCGCAGUAAUGAAGCAGCGAAGGUGUGUCGAGGUUUUCACAUGACCACAGGUUUUUUUUUUUAUUGCUUAUGAAAUGUUAUUUGUUUACUUAUUUAUUUUUUUGGAAAAAUGAGAUUAUUUAAGUUUGUACCUCCUCAAACAGGCUCCGACGUCCCUUUAGUAUCUCACAGAGGUUUUUAUUGGUGGUGCAGAUUCAUGGUACUGUUGCCAGGAAACAAAUCAUGGCCUUAAACUGAAGUGACGACUCACCUGAAGAUCUUUGUUCGUCUGUCGAGUCGUAAACACUGAUGGAUUCAAAGUUGAGUGUUUUCACGUUAAAUCAACGCAUUUUAAGUUUUUCUACCUUAAAGCAGCAGCUUGAUUAAAAUGAGUUUGAUGUUUGAGCGAGUGUGAACAUGGAGAAUGUUUCCUCACCCUGAGCGUCUGUUCUCUGUAACUCUGGUGAGCGGCUUCGAUCUCCUGAGAGAACUGACGGAGAGUCACAGCUUCAACUGUCACAAUCAGCUCCAGAACAGUUGGAGAGUGAAGCUGAACUGUAGAUCAGUUAAAAACACUUUGAAGUUAUUAAAAACCAGAGUUUAUCUCUAAUAUUCAGCAGGAAACUUUUAAAAUAUGAAGAAUUCUAAACAGAGUUUGGUGGAUUCGUUACCGCCGCAGCUCUUCCGGUUCAGUAAGCUGAGGAUCAUGGGUAAUAUCCGGCGUUCAUUUGUGUUCCAGAGCUACAUUCAACACAUUGAUAGACUUAACAGAAUUUAUCCCCACGUGUGAAUGCAGGGGGCGCUGUUGACCUAUACAAGUUAUGUGUUGAUUGUGUUGUGUUGAUUCAACAGCAGGGGGCAGGAGCACAAACGCUUUAUUUCUAUUUUUUACUUUGCUUCUCAAAUGAUGCCACAUCUGCACAUGAUACACAAAUGAGUGUGACUGUGCAUAAGCUAUCACAGCCUUCUCACCAACCGUGGCUUAUCCACACACACACACACACACACACACACACACAAACACAAAUGGCUGUAAACGCACACAUUUAGCAGCAAUAUAAAAGAUCCUGUGCUGUUACUGAGUCAAAUAAAGCUUCUCUCAUUUUGUCAGUGUGUGUCAGGCUGUAGUGUGAGUUUCAUCAGAAGCAGAGCAGCUUAUAAGGAAGUUACUCUCUCGCUUCAAAAGGUUUUGGUUGGUGGAAAUGAAAUGUGUCACUGUGGCUUUUUGUUGACUUAAGGAAAAUAUUUUAUUCACUUGACUCAGUUCUGCCUUUGACAAAUGUUUGCUCGACUAAAACUACACUCGAUCCACAUUCACUCAAGCUUCUGUUGACAAAGUUGUCGUCAUGCGUCGAGCUGCUAACGUUCUCACUGUUGUGGACGUAUGGAGUCUGAUAAUAAACCAACUAGCCAAGGAAGACAAGGCCUAUUUCUAUUAUAUCAUAUAUAUAUAUAUAUAUGUUAAACAAUGUCAGUUUAUUUGUGUACUGAUGAAUACAAGAAGCACAAUCUAUGAUAUCAAUCCCCAUUAUUCUGCUAAUGUUUGUAGGCUAGUUUGAUACUAUUCACCAUGAUGUAUAUGUAAUGUAAUAAUAUGUAAUAUUAACACAACGUAGAUGGAUUGAGAAGAUGCAGUGGGUUUGUAUUUGGACAGUUUUCAUGUCAAUCUGCUGUUUGAACCACGAGGACGUUCGUUUGAGCGGGUGUAGAGUACUGACGGUUCUGAUGCUGCUCGUAAUACUAUAAUGAUGUUACCACGGCAACCGAAUGAAGCUCCUUAUUCAUGUUUCAAUCAGUGUCAAGUACAGGUAGACGCAGCCCGCAUAGGUGAUGACGACAGGACGUACGUAUGUCAGACACAGUUGUUUCUCCAUAAAUUUCAAUGUGAAACCAAAAGUAACCAGAUCAAAUAAAACAAAGGAACAAACACAUGAAGCUUGGUUCGGACAUUCCGAUCAGAAAACCCGAGCAGAAACAAUUAGCCUUCUCCCUAUAAUGAAUGUAUCAACCUGAAGACCAAAUCAUUUGUGUGUCUUGUUGCCUUUUGUUUGUAUUUUGUGCCUUUUUGUGUGUUUUGAGUGUAAUUUUUUUUUUUUUCACGUGCUCUGAAACUUAACUUCCAAACAGUAAAAUUCACCAAAUGCAGUAAAUAUUCUGGAGCUUGUUAGGGAUAGAGUCACACGAAGUUCUUGAAGGAGUUGUGGCAAUGAGUACUACGAUGUCCAAUCCACUCCUAAUGCUAGGAAACUACCGGCAGAGUUGUUCGGUAACGUUACUCGCCCUAGUUCAUCGCUCAUUAUCACCUAUCAACUAACUUUCAGUCUAAACCAACAGAAUCUUUUAGUAACACUUGACUGCAGUUUGAAGGUUAUAUCUACAAUUAUCCCAAACUCUUCUGUUCAUCGGAUUAAAAAAUAAAUCUCCUCUCCUCUUGCGCUCAGAAUUCAGCGAUUUUGGUUUAAGGCUAAUGUUUUAAGUGUGACGCUUGAAAUCAGCAUCGUAAUGUGUCGCGUGCUGCCUCAAUUCAGAGUUCUUCAGGGAUGACGCACCGGGGAUGUAUGUUUCACACACGUUAGCUUUGAGUAAACUAAACAUCAAUGACCAAAAUCUUGUCCUUUAAAAAAAUUCACUUUUCAUUGUUGCAACUUGUUUUUCAUUGACGGCUUGUGUGUCAUCUGUGCUCAUGUCAGUGCCUCUGUGUAUCUGUAUUUAAACUAUUGUUCUAAAAAGGCUUUUCUAUAUUCUCUUUGCAUGUUACUCUUAAAUAUAUUUAAUGUUUUUUUUUCUAAGAUGAUAAUUUACUGUAUAUUGUGUGUUUCCCAGAAGGGAAUUAUAUGUCCAGAUAUUACAGGCUUUGGAGAUGAUGAUCCACAAGGUGCAAUAAAAUGAA
This is a messenger RNA of Paralichthys olivaceus (Japanese flounder), 4213 nucleotides long. NCBI's taxonomy places the organism in Eukaryota, Metazoa, Chordata, Actinopteri, Pleuronectiformes, Paralichthyidae. The record is from RefSeq and is a predicted model, not a curated record.